GCGACGGAACACUCACGAUAACGAAGUUUGCUAUCAGCAUUAUGGCACCAACGAGCCCACAUACCAAUGCGGACCAAUUCGACGAUGAUCUGGACGAUAUUCUUGGAGACGUGACAUAUCCCAAUAAUGUUGUUCAAUCGACCGAGGAGCAGACACAACCGCCAUCCUGGAAUAGCAAUAAGAAUGAUACUGCAGGCGGCUUAGGAGUGGAUGAGGAGAUCGUAAUCACAAAAAAGCGCCAACCUGCCCCAAAGCUUGAUGAUCAAAGGCUUCUGUCUGACCCUGGUAUCCCCCGCCUGCGCAAAAUCUCCAAAGAGCGCCUGCGUUUCAAAGGAAAGGGCCACGAGUAUGGAGAUAUUGCUCGCAUGCUGAACAUGUACCAACUAUGGCUCGACGAUCUGUACCCCCGCGCGAAGUUUGCCGAUGCCCUAGCCAUCAUAGAGAAGGUCGGACACACAAAGCGCAUGCAGAUGAUGCGGAAAGACUGGAUAGAUGAGGGAAAGCCACGAAGUGCUACAAGAAAGGACGAGGACGAGGCUGCAGAGAAGACUCCAGUCCUUGAGAGCGCUGAACACAUGGAUGGCGUAGAGCAAGAGGGCCAAGGGGGUCCAAGACCUCUAUCGGAACACCGAGAACCUACAAACCUUCCAACUGGAGGAUCAGCUGCGCCGGUAGAGAGUGGGGAUCCCAACGAGGACGAGCUGGAUGCUUUGCUAGCAGAGAGUGAUUCCAAACCAACAGUACCGCAGACACUCCCGACUCGACCUGCACCCUCACAGGACGACCCUUUUGCAGACGAAAUGGAGGCAAUGGCGGAUAUGGACGACAUGUGGGAUUAG
Messenger RNA from Pyrenophora tritici-repentis Pt-1C-BFP, 839 nucleotides. RefSeq names its product replication fork protection component Swi3. Gene Ontology annotation, biological process: replication fork processing; DNA damage response; DNA replication checkpoint signaling. Gene Ontology annotation, molecular function: DNA binding. Lineage: Eukaryota; Fungi; Ascomycota; Dothideomycetes; Pleosporales; Pleosporaceae. Gene Ontology annotation, cellular component: nucleus; replication fork protection complex. The record is from RefSeq and is a predicted model, not a curated record.